UCGUGCUUGUCUUCUAGGCCUUUGAAGCUACUGUACGCUCCCAGCAAUGGCGGAUUUUGGUACGUCUAUCUCCCUCUACAAACUUCAACAAACCUCCGAUGACUCCUCGUCUGAACACAGUCCACCGACUCUUCCCACCCUCUCCACUGGCUGCGCCAGCGGCAGUGGUUCGUCGUUUUCCCGGCCAGGCGACCUCACCCUCACCGUCCCUGACCACCCACUGCCACCGCAAAUUCAGCCGGCCACAACCGACGCUGCUCGCAAACCGAGAGGAAGGCCACCCGGGUCGAAAAAUAAACCCAAGCUACCCGUCAUCAUAACCCGUGACGGUGACGUGGCUCUCAGCCCCAUCGUGCUCGAGAUCUCUGUCGGUUCCGACAUCAUCGAGACCAUCACAUCCUUCGCUCGCAGACAUCAAAUCGCGGGCUUUAGCGUACUGAGCGCGUCCGGGUCCGUCUCCAACAUCACGAUUCGCCACCCAGUGUCUCACGCGCCAACAAUUUCUCUCCGUGGACCAUUCAGCAUCCUCUCGCUCACUGGAUCAGUUCUCGGUUCUGUUGUCACUUCGUCGGAGUCCGGAAGUACUGCGAUGAUGCCAAUGGCUUCUUCUUCCCAGCCUUCCGAGUCGUCGUUUGGGUUAACAAUCGCUGGUGCUCAAGGUCAGGUAUUCGGCGGAAUAGUGGUCGGCAACCUCACUGCUGCUAGUAAGGUAACGGUUGUUGCCGCCACCUUCCAAUCCUGUCCUUACCAGAAGCUGCAAUUGGAGACAGCAACUUCCGGGCGGGGUGAUUAUAUUGAAGCCAAUCAUUAUUAUCAUCAAGACGCUAACCCUAGUAGCGGUGUUCAUCAUGGCGGCGGCGGUCUUGCUGGGGUUGGCGGUGAGUCGAGCUCGCAUACUGGAUCGGCUUAUGGUGCGGCGGCGAGCCCUAGCACGUUAAACUGCCAGCUGCCGGCUCUGGAUGUUAUGUCUUGGUGCCCAACAUCCCGUUCUCCUUACUAAGAUCGAUAAGGAAAGAAUAUUACGUGUGCAGAUUAUCCAUACCUAAUCACCUUCACUUUUU
Molecule: messenger RNA, 1061 nt
Organism: Carica papaya (papaya)
Lineage: Eukaryota; Viridiplantae; Streptophyta; Magnoliopsida; Brassicales; Caricaceae
Product: AT-hook motif nuclear-localized protein 17-like
Cellular component (GO): nucleus
Molecular function (GO): minor groove of adenine-thymine-rich DNA binding; DNA-binding transcription factor activity
Source: RefSeq, a predicted model, not a curated record